AUGGUACGACAUGUGUUAUCCAUCGGUUUGAUUUUUAGUUCAUUAAUUCUCGUGAUUUUAAAUAAAGCCGAGUGUAAAUCAGGUGGUGGUCAUUAUUCAUCACAACGUUCACUUGGUUCUGGACCUUCUGCUGGAUAUGGUUUUUCUGGUAGUGGUCAUCAACAAAAUUCAAUGAAUUGGGGUAACCCAUGGUUUUCAUCAGAUCUAAAUUCUUGGUAUGAUUAUGACAAUAUGGUGAUUCCACUUAUCUUAUUUCUUCUAUUAAUAAAUUCAUCUGAGUUUUUUUGUCAAUUAAUAUUUACCAGUCUAACAAUGCCCAAUAAAGAUAGUCAUAGUUCUUCAUCUUCUUCUUCGAGUCAACAACAUUCUCAGUCUAUGCCAAAUUAUUAUUAUCAUCCGUAUUAUCACUUAGCUUUAAACGAUUCUGAUUCGAUACCUGAUGAACAACGUUUGAUGGCGCAAUUAUUAAGAAAUUAUGAUCCAUCUGCACGACCUGUAUACAAUGCAUCAAAUACUGUCAGUGUUGCAUUUGGCAUUGCUCUAACUCAAUUAAGUGAUAUGGAUGAAAAGAAUCAAGUGUUAACCACAAAUAUAUGGCUUGAACAGGAAUGGUUUGAUGAACGUUUAGUAUGGAAUGCAUCGGAUUUUAAUGGCUUAACAACUCUUCGAUUACCAUGUUCAAAAAUUUGGUUACCCGAUAUUGUAUUAUAUAAUUCAGCUGAUGAUUAUACACAAGGUUACUAUCAAAGUAAAGCUAUGGUAGAAAAUAAUGGACAUGUUUUUUGGCCACCACCAGCUAAAUUUCGAUCAUCGUGCAAAAUUGAUGUGACUUUUUUUCCAUUUGAUGAUCAAUUAUGUAAAUUAAAAUUCGGUUCAUGGAUAUAUGAUGCAGCUCAAGUCAAUUUAACAAAACGACGUGAUAAUGUUGAUAUGACAAAUUAUAUUCGUUCAGGUGAAUGGCAUAUUGUUCAUAUUGCUGUCAAACGUAACGAUGUUACUUAUCCAUGCUGCCCUGGAAUUUAUUAUCCUGAUGUAACAAUAUAUGUUCAUAUUCGUCGUCGCGUUUUAUAUUAUUUAUUUAAUAUAAUACUGCCUUGUAUAUGGCUUUCAAUUCUUUCACUGCUCGGCUUUUGUCUUCCACCAGAUUCCGGAGAGAAGAUUACACUUGGUAUAACUGUUCUUCUAGCUUUUUCUGUAUUUAUGUUAUUAAUUGCUGAAUCAAUGCCAGCAACAAGUGAAAUGGUUCCACUAAUUGAAAUAUAUUUAACAAUUGUUAUGGCACUUACGUCUUUAUCAAUUAUUCUUACAGUUUAUGUACUUCAAUUGCAUCAUUCAGGUCCUGUGGUUAUUCCAGUUCCACAUUCAUUUAAAUAUUCAUUAGUUAGACGUAUAGCACCUGUAAUUGGAAUGAAAAAAAUUGUUGAAAUUUAUGCACGUGAACAUAAUCUAACUGAAAAAGACUAUGUUUAUCGAUGUUUUGCUCAAGCAUCAACACAACCAACGAAUACUUCAGCAAUGAAUCAUAAAAGUAGAAUAAUCAAUGAGAAAAAGAAAACUAAACAUCGACAAGAGGCUAAUCAUCGCAAUGAUCCUCAUUAUGAUGGUGAAGAACGAUAUAAUCAUAAUGAUAAAUAUGAUAAUGAUGAAGAAAGAAUAACAAAAGAACUUUUAAUAAGUUUAUCUACAAGGAAUGGUGAUAUUCGUUCAGCAUCAUUACCUAGUAAACGGCGUCAUCAUCAUCAUUCUCGUUCUAGACGCAUACCUCAAGUUGUUCUUAUUCCUCAACAGCAUUAUCCUGAGUCGACAUUGAAAUCAUCAUCAAAUCUGACUAAUUCUCGUUCGCCUCCCAAUUUAUUCAAUUCGAAUAUGCAUUUACUUGAAACACAUUUAAAACAUUUAAUUAAUAAACAGAAGCGUGAAGAAGAUCGUAAUGAAACAAUUAACGAAUGGAAAUUAAUGGCACUUAUUAUGGAUAGAUUGUUAUUUUGGCUUUUCGCAAUCUUUACUGUUUUGAGUACAAUUUUAUGUUUAAUUAUUAUACCAUUUUUGAAAAAUGCUGGAUAUAUACCAGUACUAUCAACAGAUUUAGUUACGGAAUACAAGGCAACAGCAACAGUAGCAAAUGUCACUGAGGGACAGUUAAGGAUAAAUCUUUCAGAUGUAUCGACAGUGGAUACAUAA
Messenger RNA from Rotaria socialis, 2181 nucleotides. The record is from the annotation of a GenBank genome assembly. NCBI's taxonomy places the organism in Eukaryota, Metazoa, Rotifera, Eurotatoria, Philodinida, Philodinidae.